Solanum dulcamara is the source of this 1324-nucleotide messenger RNA. Its product is annotated as ribonuclease H2 subunit A. NCBI's taxonomy places the organism in Eukaryota, Viridiplantae, Streptophyta, Magnoliopsida, Solanales, Solanaceae. Bases 111 to 1004 code for a protein of 297 amino acids. The transcript is spliced from 8 exons. The record is from RefSeq and is a predicted model, not a curated record. Gene Ontology annotation, biological process: DNA replication, removal of RNA primer; mismatch repair. Gene Ontology annotation, cellular component: ribonuclease H2 complex. Gene Ontology annotation, molecular function: RNA-DNA hybrid ribonuclease activity; RNA binding.
AUAAAAUAUUAUUUUGGAGAGUGGAGUGUUCACUAUUUACUAUUUAGCACUUUGUGGCGGGAGGUGAGCAGAUCGUCGGUUGACAGAAGCGGCGGCCAGCUACAUCGGAAAUGGGUUGUUUGGGGCAGCUUCCGAUUUGGGCAUCGAAGCCUUGUAUCAUGGGUAUUGACGAAGCUGGUCGCGGUCCUGUUUUAGGGCCAAUGGUCUAUGGAUGCCUGUAUUGUGCACGCUCAUACCAGAAGACUCUUUCCACUUUACAGUUUGCAGACUCGAAGACUUUGAAAGAAGAGAAGAGGGAAGAACUAUUCGAGGAAUUAAAGACAAAUGAAUCCAUCGGAUGGGCUGUUGAUGUGAUAGAUCCUAGAGAUCUCUCAGCCAAAAUGUUAAAGAAAAACAAAAUAAAUCUUAAUGAAAUAUCACAUAAUUCUGCCAUUGGCCUCGUGAGGAAGACACUGGAUCUUGGUGUUCUUUUAACUGAGGUUUAUGUGGAUACUGUUGGUGAUCCUGAAAAGUAUAGAGUGAAGCUAUCAGAAUUAUUUCCAGCAAUCAAAUUUGUUGUUGCAAAAAAAGCUGACAGUCUUUACCCUGUCGUAAGUGGAGCCAGUAUUGUUGCAAAGGUUACUAGGGACCGAGCCUUGCGGGAUUGGGUACUUGAUGAAACUGCUGAGAACAUGCAAAGGAACUUCGGAUCUGGAUAUCCUGGAGAUCCUGAGACAAAAGCUUGGCUGGAUCAUCACAAACACACAGUUUUUGGGUUCCCAACCUUGGUCCGUUUCAGCUGGGGAACGUGUAAUGCAUACUUCAAGGAUAGUGUCGAAGUAGUAUGGGAAUCUGAUGCCAAUGACGAAGAUGAAUCCAACGGAAGAGCAAGUAAGCGGCAGGUGAAGCUAACUAGUAUUGGUUUCACAGGUGUAAAGAGGAAAAGUGAAGAUAUUGAGUCAAAUGGGAAAGGCCGUUGCAAAUUCUUCCAAGCUCGUAAACUUGAGCUUCUCUCACAGUUCUGAAGGAACCAAUCCACAUUUACUGAUAGAAUGAGAAAUGUUGCUUCAAAACGAAUUCAUGACAUUAGCUAGAAUAGUGGAAUUGGUUCCCUUAGACCAUCCUUUCAGGAUGGUGAUUAGAUUAGUUAGUUAUAUACCUGCUAGCUGAUUGAAAAAAUGUUUACCAGAUUUGUAAUGCGAUUAAUGUGAUCUUUUAAGGUUUAUCCAUACAUGUUCUCCCUGGCUCCCACAGUUUUUGUACUUGUAGCAACUGGAUAAAAGGGACUAGGGACGUCUCGUUUUCAUGCAAUCAAUUAAAUUAUGAGUUAUUUCAUGUGUGCCAA